This is a messenger RNA of Paramecium sonneborni, 683 nucleotides long. The record is from the annotation of a GenBank genome assembly. NCBI's taxonomy places the organism in Eukaryota, Ciliophora, Oligohymenophorea, Peniculida, Parameciidae.
AUGGAGGAUAAUUAAGUAAACGACUAAGUGAUAAAAUAGUUAUUAUAUUCAAAAAAGGUAUAUAUUGGUAGGAUUAAUAGUAUAAAGAAUUAGUAGAUAAGGCUACAGAAUUAGGAUUGGUGAAAUAGUACUCGAAAAUGAAAUAUGACGGAAUAAUAUAUUCAAUCGGUUAGAUAGUAUAAUUAUCAGUGGAUGGGAAUAGGGAUAAGAAAACUUAUGGGAAGUUAGUAGGAUUUUGCAAUUUGUAAGUGGAUGAAUAUCUGAUUCCAAUGAUAAAGGUGUAAAAGUACAUAAAUAAAUUGGAAUUGCCUCAAAAAUUGAAGGAGUUAUAAGAUGGAUUAAGUGAGUUUGAAUUGUUUUAGUCUGAGAUAGAGGAAUGGUUGUUUUGCACAUAGAUUGAUCAUGAGAUAAAAUUGAUAUCAAUAAGAGAAUAUGAAGAAAUGACAAUUUAGAAUGAGAGAACAUAUUUUACAAGAGCUGAUUAUAAUGUGGAAAAGGAUAAAUUUAGUCCUCCUAUAUCAAAAUGGGGGAGGAUAUGUAUUUGUAAUUAAAUAUCGAAUCCUGAUAAAUCAUAUGUUUAAUGUGAUAAAUGUUAAAAAUGGUUACAUUAUGAAUGUGCGGGGGUUUAAGGUUAAUUGGCUUAAGAUUAAAAUUUUUAUUGUUUAAUGUGUAGAAAGAAAUGA